Messenger RNA from Acanthopagrus latus (yellowfin seabream), 1568 nucleotides. RefSeq names its product protein FAM163B (gene fam163b). The transcript is spliced from 3 exons. Lineage: Eukaryota; Metazoa; Chordata; Actinopteri; Spariformes; Sparidae. The record is from RefSeq and is a predicted model, not a curated record. Bases 328 to 864 code for a protein of 178 amino acids.
CAUCGUUUUUCUCUUUUCAUGGUUUUGCUGGGACUAAAAGAAAACCUGGGCACCUGGAUAGGAAAUAUUUCAGAAUUGUUCAUUUGACCAUCUUUUUUUAACAACUGCAGCCUCUUCUGAGGCAGAAAAUUUAUAGAAGAAAACAACGAAGGAAGCAGCUUCUCGUGAGGUAAAACUUUUGCCACAUUUUCUCUUUUCAUACGUCUCCAACUGCGGAACGAAGACGCGAACAGAAGAAAUGUGAAGACAGAUUUCCCCCCUUCUUUGACGCACCGAGACAGAUCUCUGCUCCUCGUUCAUACAGGCUGUUGAUGGAGAGGAUUUCGAAUGUCAGCCGGGACAGUGGUCAUCGCAGGAGGAAUUCUGGCUACAGUCAUCUUACUGACCAUUGUCGCUGUACUGUGUUUAUGUAGGUUGCAGUAUUACUGCUGUAAGAGGGAGGAGUCUGAGAAGGGGGAAGAGGAGCAACCAGAGCUUGCCACCAUGUCUCCGACACGCCCUCUGGCUCUGUCCGCUCCCCCUUCGCCUCCGACGCCUGAGCACUUUGGCGAAGAACCGGAGACGUACCCCCCCACCUUCCUCACCGAGGCCAACGGGCCUGCCAGCUUCUCCCCGACACCGCCGCCGCGCAGGUGCCACCGCUCACACGCCUUCUGCCCGUCCUGCGCCCGCUGCUCGCUGCCUUUCUACCUGCAGCACCCCGAGAGGCUGUGCAACGGCGGACGCAGGAUCAGCUACAGGACUGUGCAGCAGCAUGACCUGGAUCUGCCAAUGGACCUGGCCAGCUUCUACCACAAGCUCAACCUCAUCCGCUCCGUCACCAUGAGGGAGGUGUACACCCACAGUGUCAGCACCGAUGUCUAGGAGCAGACAGUGUGGAAGCAGCGCCGCCCUUAUGGCCCGGAGGAGAGGUUGAUUAAUGCAAACUGACUGAACUAAUAUAUUACGUGUUGCCUGGAAUGCAGCGAUAAAAUUGUGCUGUCCUGACGCACUGCAAUACUGAGGGCUUUUGGGUGAUGUAAUCAAUCCCCUGGCAGCCAUAUUGGAGGUCUGCAUCUCCGGAGCAACUGCUAACAGCUGAAUGCAUGUCUGAACAGAAACAUUUGUUUCUGACAGACAUGAAGAGACUAACUUUUGCCAGUUUUGACUUAAAAUUGGCUCAUUUUGUGACCAUUACAUUUGACUUGUGUGUAGAUAAUUAGCUAAUUAGCUAGUUAAAUAGUCAACCAACAUAUGUGUUUUAAGCAAAGACAAUGACCAAUUUGAGUGUUUGUGAGGAAAUUGAACACAGGUUUUGUUUGUUUGAAUGAACCACAAAAGAGACAGAAAUUGAAAUUAAAAUCGUGUUGAAACAGGACGGUUACAGAACGAUGCUAACGCCUAGUUAACAGUUUGUUCAGGCUAACUGAGUCUCUUUUAAAGGGUGAGUCUGUUCAAAUUUUCAACAGAUCCCAUGGGCAGACCAAAACCAUUAAUGAAUGUAUCUACUAAGUAUUGUGUGUGCAUCAAACCUGAUAUGUCUUCUUCUCCUGUGUCAUAGAGCUCCAUUACUGUCCAAAAACUAUUAA